UGUAGAGAGAGAGAGAGAGAGAGAGAGAUUGGGCCAAGAAGGGAAAUCAAAAACCAGAAGAGAUUAGAGAGAGAGAGAGUUGAUGAUAUAAGAGAUCGGAGAAAUGGAUGGAAUGCAAUUAGCUUUGCCUAUUGUUGGAAUUGUAGCAGCCGCAGCUGUAACCUUUUACGCUGUAAGUUUUGCGGAGCUCCGAGAGAAAUCGUUCGGAGAGCUGGACGACUCAGAAUAUGAAGGAAAUGGUGGCUUCAGGCCUUCUCCUAGUUCCAGAGAGAGGCGUGCCAGAAGAAAAGCUUCCAAAGGCAAUGACUCUUAGUUACAACUUCGAGUUCGAAUCUCCUCUCCCUAUUUUGUAAUUAGCUCUUUUAUUAUUAUUUCCAUAAUACCUGCUUGUUAAUAUGAGAACCAGAAAUAAUAUCCACCAACUAGUUGACUAAUUUGAUUUUUUAAUUAUAAUAUAUAUUAUAUGAUGUCUUUAAAAUAUUUAUGUAGAUUAUUACAUUAUAUAUUAAUUUAUAAAUAAGGUAAAUUAGUUGGGAGAAAAAUAAUAAAUAUAACUAGUUUAAAGUAAUUUAGUAACUUUUUUUAAUUUUUUCAAAUUAGUUAACUGAGUCUUAUAUUAAAAACGAAGAUAGUAUAUAAGAUGAUUCUAUGAGGCUCUUUGAUUUUUUUGGUAUAAAGUAUAGUCUUGUUUGAUUUUGAU
Messenger RNA from Neltuma alba, 700 nucleotides. RefSeq lists its product as uncharacterized. Lineage: Eukaryota; Viridiplantae; Streptophyta; Magnoliopsida; Fabales; Fabaceae. The record is from RefSeq and is a predicted model, not a curated record. The coding region runs from base 104 to 313 and encodes 69 amino acids. The transcript has 2 exons.